This is a messenger RNA of Staurois parvus, 1561 nucleotides long. The record is from the annotation of a GenBank genome assembly. Lineage: Eukaryota; Metazoa; Chordata; Amphibia; Anura; Ranidae.
UCGUGCAGAGAUGAGCGGAGAGCGACCACCAAAGGUCUGACCAACGAUGGAGGACACCAUGACUGAAAGGAUACUGAACCUCACCCUGGAGAUCUUCUACCUGCUGACCGGAGAGGAUUCUGGGAGUCUAACAUGAUGUUCCUAUUGGUUCUCCAAUACAGAGAUGUCCUCUUCUGAAGUCAGGUGAUCAUAUGACCAUUACAGUGCCUUCAUGUGACUCCCUAAACCCUGAGAGACACAACAUGCAGAAGAUUCUAGAAGUCACCAAGAAGAUGAUGGAACUGCUGACAGGAGAGGUCGGUCUGGAAGGAGAUGUGAUGGACGAUUGGCAGUCCCUCUCGUCAUGGGAUCCUCCUGAAGAAGCAACACCUGAUGAGGGAUCUCCGUUCUGUAAAGAAGAGCCCCUGGAAGAACGGAACCGUCCCCCCACUGACUUCCCUCCACCUACCGACCUCACCCAGCAUGUAUCUGUUGAUAUCAAGGAGGAACCAGAUUCAUGUCCAGGUGAACUGGUAAUCAGUCAUAUUAUGGAGGCUCCUCUCUUACCUGAGAAGGAAAGUCUUCUACACACCGAGGUCUCGAUGGCUGGAGAUCUCCUACACCUCAAUGUGUUUUCGCAGCAUACACCUACUCACGUUAAGGAGGAACUCUUUACUUCUGAUGAAGGACCUCUAGAAGAACUUGAUGUUCCUACACAAUGUCCAUCGGCUCUUGUUCCCCAGGAGGCCUCCUUGGAAGGAAAAUUUACGGGAGGAGAAGCAAUUUGCUUCAAGUGGAACGUGGUUGACCCUCAGGGAGUUCAUCUACAAAAAAAGCCGAGACAGAUCCUCCCUAAACCCGGUCACACAAUGUAGUGACUAGAAAGCAGUUUUCGUGCACCGAAUGUGGGAAGUGUUUCCAGAGCAAUGCAGACCUUAUCCAGCACAGCCGGAUCCACUCAGGGGAGAAACCUUUCCAGUGCUCGGAGUGUGGGAAACUUUUUAGCAAACAAUCCAGUCUAGCCAUACACCACAGGAUCCAUACGGGACAGAAGCCAUAUUCAUGUUCUGAGUGCGGGAAGUGCUUCACCAGCAGGUCCGAACUGACCAAACACAACAGGUCCCACACAGGACUUAAACCGUACAUAUGCUCUGAGUGUGGGAAAUUCUUCACCUGCAGCUCCAACCUUUUCCGACACAAGAAGAUCCACACAGGUGAAAAGAAGUUCAUCUGCUCCGAGUGUGAGAAGAGUUUCCUGACCCGGUCACAAAUGGUCAUCCAUCAGAGGGUCCACACGGGGGAGAAACCGUACCCAUGUUCUGAGUGCACCAAGUGCUUCGUCAGCAGCUCCGACCUGGCCAAGCACCAGAGGAGCCACACCGGACUCAAGCCGCACAUCUGCCCCGAAUGCGGCAAAAGUUACGUCAGCCGCUCUGUCCUCACCCGCCAUCAGAAGAUCCACCGGAUGGAGAAACGCUUCUUUUGUGCCGAGUGCGGGAUGGGCUUUGUGAGGAUGGGGAAGUUCUUGGCUCAUGUCAAAGCCCACAGCCGACCUCGGACUUCUUCCAGGACUCUGAAAUGA